GGAGCGUUAAUUAAAAGUUUUGAAACGAUAGAACGGUUGGAAAUGGAUAUGUGUGAUUCUUCAUUUCUGGAAAGGCCAGAAGCUGACUUGAUUGGUUCCUUUUCCACUUUUAAUCAUCAAUAUCAACAAAGUACAUCUUCAGAAGAAGGUUGUGAUCAGCAGCAUCUGAAUAAUUCGGCAAAGAAACUGAAUUUAUCAUCUUUUAAUCACUCUGAAUGUACUCCUCCUCAAUGUUUAACUCAAUUUCCAGCACCUCACAGUGUUAGAACGCGUGCUAUGACUUCGACUUCGACUUCUACUUCGAAUGUAUUAUUGGAUUCACCCAUAUCAGAAUCAAUUAAUUCUUUAUUUCCAUUAAUGAUUCCAAUUCCACAAAUUGUAAAUAUUGUAUCCUCUGUAACUCUCGGUUGUUGGCUCGACUUGAAGAAUAUCGCUCGUCGUUCAGAAAAUGCAACAUAUAAUCCACGGCGAAAUGGAUCCGUUAUCAUGAAAAUAAAAAAUCCAUACACUACGGCCAUUAUCUUUAGAACGGGAAAAAUUAUAUGUACAGGAGCAAAAAAUGAAAUAGAAUCAAGCAUCGCUGUCAGGAAAUUUGUAAAAAUCAUUCAAAAAUUAGGUUAUCGUAUUCGAUAUUUUGAAUUUAAAAUUCAAAAUAUAGUUGGAAGCUGUGAGGUCAGAUUCCAAAUUAAUCUGGAAUUGUUGGCCAUAGCUUAUGCUAAAUUUAGUAAAUACGAACCUGAACUUUUUCCGGGACUUGUAUAUAAUAUGGAAAAUCCAAAUGUUUUACUUUUAAUUUUUCAAUAUGGUAAAAUAGUUAUUACAGGAACGAAAGAGCGCAUUGAUAUCUACUGUGCUUUUAAUAAAAUUUAUCCAAUUCUAUAA
Messenger RNA from Centruroides sculpturatus (bark scorpion), 882 nucleotides. Its product is annotated as TATA-box-binding protein-like. Lineage: Eukaryota; Metazoa; Arthropoda; Arachnida; Scorpiones; Buthidae. The transcript is spliced from 2 exons. Gene Ontology annotation, biological process: DNA-templated transcription initiation. The coding region runs from base 43 to 882 and encodes 279 amino acids. Gene Ontology annotation, molecular function: DNA binding; RNA polymerase II general transcription initiation factor activity. The record is from RefSeq and is a predicted model, not a curated record.